AUGGAUAAUUUGAUGGAAAUGUUCGCACAACUUCGCGACACCAACGUCACAAAGACAAUUCAUCGUCAGCCGUAUGCUGCCAUUUCUCCAAAGAGGCCUGAGCUCAGCCAAGCCGGGAAAGUUGUCCUCAUUCCCGGAGGCGGCACAGGCGUUGGCUAUGGCAUCGCGCGUAGCUUUGUACAAGCUUCUGCAGAUACCGUCAUCCUUAUUGGUCGUCGUGUCAAAAUCUUAGAGGAAGCUGCCGCCAAGCUGGAGGAGGAGGCCAGGAAGUCCAAUACCAACACCAAGAUCAUCCAACAGGCUUGCGAUAUGACUAAUCUCGAUGAAACGAAGGCAUUUUGGGAUUUUCUCACUAAGAACGGCGUAACCGUCGAUGUCCUUGUCGCAAAUGUUGCAAAGUUUUCGGAGCCUAAACCAAUUCUUGAGCUCGGUUCAGACGAGGUCUGGUCUCAGUUGGAAGUCAACGUCAAAUCCCAUUUGUAUUUUACGGAGCAAUUUUACUCCCAAUCCAAUGGGAAGAAAAAGUAUCUCAUCAACGUGUCUUCUCAGGUAAUCCACAUGACAGCCCAUGCUGGGGUUGCCCAGCGUCCGGCCUAUACGUUGUCAAAGAUGGCUGCAACGCUACUUUUCCAAGUUAUCGCUCAGAAUACCCCUGUUACAGAUUUGCAAGUUAUUAGCUUCCAUCCAGGACUCGUUUAUAACGAUGCUUGGAGUUCAUUGGGAUUAACGCCAGAUUUGUUCGAUAGUGAUGAAAUCUGCGGUGGAUUUGCGGUCUGGGCAGCUACCGAGCAGGCGCAGUUCCUUCACGGCAGAUUCGUAUGGUCGUCAUGGGACGUGGAUGAAUUGGCGAAGGGUGAGGUUCGGAAGCGGAUUGAUGAAGACCCUUACUUCUUGAGGAGUUCCAUCGUUGGCCUGAAUGGGGCCUUUUUAAUGUAA
Messenger RNA from Trichoderma gamsii, 936 nucleotides. Its product is annotated as short-chain dehydrogenase. The record is from RefSeq and is a predicted model, not a curated record. The transcript is spliced from 3 exons. Gene Ontology annotation, molecular function: oxidoreductase activity. NCBI's taxonomy places the organism in Eukaryota, Fungi, Ascomycota, Sordariomycetes, Hypocreales, Hypocreaceae. Gene Ontology annotation, cellular component: cytosol. The coding region runs from base 1 to 936 and encodes 311 amino acids.